Molecule: messenger RNA, 921 nt
Organism: Lindgomyces ingoldianus
Lineage: Eukaryota; Fungi; Ascomycota; Dothideomycetes; Pleosporales; Lindgomycetaceae
Exons: 2
Coding region: 1-921 (306 amino acids)
Source: RefSeq, a predicted model, not a curated record
AUGGAGCAGUUCGAAUUCGGAACAAAGCCACCAAAACCCUCCGUUGUCAAUGCCUCGUUUGCAGACGGUAAGCUCACUAUUAACAUCGAGGAGGGGGCAAAGAGAGUUAGCUUCAUGGUGAAGAUCAAUCUACCCACAAACUCUAGCGACGGACCAUUCCCAGCUAUCAUCGCAUACGGUGCGGCCAGCAUUCCACUCAACAACACCGGCAUCGCCACCAUCAUCUUCAACAACGAUCAGCUUGGACAGCAAUCAAACGGUCGAGGCGUAGCUUGGGCCUGGGGUGUGUCGCGCGUCAUCGAUGCGCUUGAGUUCCUCGGUUCAGAUGUCACCAAGAUCGAUGUCCAGCGACUCGGCGUAACAGGAUGCUCUCGGAACGCCAAGGGUGCCCUCGUCGCUGGCGCCCUCGACUUCCGCAUUGCUCUUACGAUCCCCCAAGAAGCCGGCCAGGGAGGUUCGGGAUGUUGGCGGCUCUACCGAACAUGUAGAGGGCAUUGCAUCCCCGAGACCCAGCCUAUCUACGUGGGUAAUAAUUGGUUUCGGAGAGACUUUCCGAGCAAUAUCGGCCUCGACUUCAACAGACUUCCCUUCGAUCAUCAUGAGUUAAUCGGCCUUGUUGCACCGCGUGGGCUGCUUAUCAUUGAAAAUGACAUCGACUGGCUCAAUCCAGAAUCCACGACGGUGUGUUCACGGGCGGGCAAAAUGCUGUAUGAGGCUUUGGGAGAGAGUUCAUCGUUUGGGUUUAGUCUUGUGGGCUCUCAUCCGCAUUGCCAGUUUCCGGUAGCUCAGAUGCCGGAGUUACAGGCUUUCUUGGAUCGGUACAUGUUCAGGAACGAGAGCGCAGAUACGGAGGUCUUCAAGAGCGCUAUUACUGUUUCUGUGGCUAACUAUGUGGAUUGGAAGUUGCCCAUUUUGGAGUGA